This is a messenger RNA of Anopheles funestus (African malaria mosquito), 2077 nucleotides long. Its product is annotated as translation initiation factor IF-2-like. NCBI's taxonomy places the organism in Eukaryota, Metazoa, Arthropoda, Insecta, Diptera, Culicidae. The record is from RefSeq and is a predicted model, not a curated record. The transcript has 5 exons. Bases 591 to 1679 code for a protein of 362 amino acids.
UACACUAGUAGUACAUCUUUGCGCGUUGUCCCACUCGGGAGUGUUUGUGAAGUGUGCGUUUCUUUUUCAUCGUUCGCGUUCAACCGCGUUUCGUUGAACGGUGUGGCAACGCUUUCUGGCGUUUAUUACCGAAUAGCGGGAGAAAGCUGUGUCGGAGGGCAGCAUCAGUGCAGUGUUUACAGGAAAAAACAAACAGCAAAAAUAAAGAGAAACAAAAGUUUAAAGAACUGUUUAACCAUCCGGUCGGUGAUACAGCCGGAAGAAAAGAGUUUCCGUCACGGAUCGUAGCAUCGAAGGGCUCGACACCGAGUUCCGGACCGGCUGUCGAUCGUGUUAUUACACCAGCGUAGCACAGCAAGAGUCGACAGUAAAUAACACUAAAAGAAAACGGACCGUCCAAAAACGCCAUUAGACUUUAGAGAGUGUGUAUCGUACAGCACAGCACGUCAAUCAAAUUGACCCAUCCACUUCCGGUCGGAGGUUUGGUUGCAGCUCGUAGUGGAUAGAUAGGCGGCAACACACUACGAACAGCUCGUACCGGAACAGGUGGCCAGUAGCGCUUUGUGGCGGUGAAAAUUUGAACCAGCGCGAUGGAGCUCUCUCGGAUAAAAACCCUUUACUGUGGGUUAAUAUUUCAGCUACUUUUCACACUUGCCCUUCCACUGCCAUACACGAAGUAUGGACGUACCUGCAGCGAUAUCGGUUGUCUGUCCAGCCAGGUGUGCGUGAUGGCUUACGAGUCGUGCUCCCUUGGGCAACGCGAGGGUAACGAAUGUGGCCGUUACCCAACCUGCAAAAAGAACACGGAUCCCAGUCUCAGUGCCGGCCCGAGCGAGGGAAUUAGCAACGUGUACAACAACGGUCCAAGGCCUUCUGCUCCGGCUGGACGUCCUGGCAAUGGUGGUGCUGAUGACGACGAUGUGCUUGGUACACUUGGUUUGAAUCCUAACAAUCCUUACGGUCAGCGACCCACACCUCCGCCUGCACGCCCGCCCUCAUCCGGCUCUUCGCUGUAUCCAUCUCUGCCCACGGAUAACAACCCCGGCAAUCGUUACGGAGGAAACAAUGGUGGUGGUGGCUACAAUGGUGGUGGUGCUGGCGACUCCUACAAUAGAGGUGGUGCUGGAGGAAAUUCUGCGCAUGGCGGUGGUGGUCACUUUGAUGGUGCUGGUGGAAAUAUUGUCGUACCCACACGUAAACCGGCCGAACCCAGUGGUGGAUUUUUCGGUGGUAUCCUCAACGGUGUACAGAAUGCUGUCUCGAACGCGGUCAAGCAACAGAUCGGUACCUACAUUAAUCAACGAUUGGGCAUUGGACCGGCGGCGGGUGGUGCUGCUGGUGCCGGAGGUGGUGGUGGUGCCGGUGGUCUUGGUGGGCUGUUCGAUGCACGCAAUCUGAUCGACAACAAGCGUUUCGGUGGUUUGUUUUCGGAAAAUAAACCAGCAGGAAGUGCUGGAACCGGUACGGCGGGUACAUCUUCCGGUGGUACUUCCAUCGGUCCCGGUGGAUACCCGGUAACCGUUGAUCAACGCAUGUCGGCCAGCAACUACAACCAACAGUACGCCCCGGCACAACCGGGUCAAGCGGCAUAUCCUCAAAGUUACGGUAACUACAACACGGCCAAUACAGCACGUGCUCGUUCAACGGAACGUCCCGCCUAUGGAUGGAAUCUGAACUAGUGACACACUAGCCUUCCCCUCUUGGCGACGAACGUGAACCUAGCAAAUGGUCACAUAAUAAAAUACUCCCCACAAUGCACAAAAGUGCACUUUUUGCCCUAUAAUAAUCACCAGCUAAAUACUGUUCUCUGAACAACCAAAUCAAUGCCCCAUCGCAUCGUUGACGUGUCUCUCUGCCGAUCGUAACGCCCUCUGCCAUGCAAUGUACAGAAACAGUUGAUGAUCGCAGAUCGAUGGAAUACGAUGAUGAGCGUUUUUGAAACAUUAUGGUUUUGCUUUGUUUUGUGUCAGUAUGUAUAACAAAACAGAAAAAACAUUUUUACAAUCGCAUGCAUAUUAUAUAUUGUUUUACACCGUAACAAAGCUUUGUGACUAAUAAAACUAAUACUCAAAAAGUA